Molecule: messenger RNA, 5615 nt
Organism: Diabrotica balteata
Lineage: Eukaryota; Metazoa; Arthropoda; Insecta; Coleoptera; Chrysomelidae
Source: the annotation of a GenBank genome assembly
GUUAGUUUUAAAAGUUUGGUGUUGAUGUAAACAAACUGUGUUUCCAGUAAAACAGUAAUGCUUGUGUUUUCUAUUUAUUUUAUGCAUUCAAAUGUUGCUUGUUUUACACUUAUUAUUAGUUUUUCACUGUGGAGACGCCGUUUACCAUGAAGAUAAUUAUUUUACAGUUCGGACACAAAUUGUUCAACCACCAGUUGACACCAGAGUACUUUUGGGACAAACUGCUACAUUGCAGUGCAAAAUUUCUUCGGAUCCCACAGUUCCAUAUCAGUUAGAUUGGUUUCGUGAUAAACAAUUAAUAAGCCCUCGUGGAUCCCAAAGAAUCAGAAUUCUCAGUGAUGGAACAUUAGAAAUUGAAGCUGUCAGGGCAUCAGAUGUAGGCUUUUACACCUGUUCUGUCCUCUCUCCUGGUGGCAAUGAAACGAGGUCUGCAAAAUUAUCAGUAAUAGAGCUACCUUUCUCUCCAUCGAGUGUUAAAGCUGAAAGAGUUGAUAAUGGAUCACAAAGAGCAGUAAACGUAAGUUGGACACCAGGUUUUGAUGGCAAUAGCCCAAUAAAGAAGUAUAUUGUGCAAAAAAGAGAAAUACCAGAGCUGGUUCCCCCCAUUGCAGGACCGAUUCCAGAUCCGCUUCUCAACUGGGUCACUGAGCUCAGUAACGUCUCAGCCGCUCAGAAAUGGGUGCUGUUGACCAAUCUCAAGGCUGCUGCUGUGUACCAAUUCAGGGUAAGCGCUGUAAACAGCGUUGGCGAGGGACCACCGUCCGACCCCAGCAACCAGGUUAUGUUGCCGCAAGAAGCUCCCUCCGGUCCACCUGUUGGCUUCGUGGGAUCGGCUAGGAGCUCUUCAGAGAUAAUAACCCAGUGGCAACCGCCGUUGGAAGAACACCGAAACGGUCAAAUUCUUGGAUACAUUAUACGAUACAGGCUGUACGGGUACAAAGAAAGUCCUUGGACUAUCAGGAAUAUUACAAAUGAGGCCCAGCGAAACUAUCUCAUCACUGAUUUAAUAACCUGGAAAGACUACGUAGUACAAAUCGCAGCUUACAACAACAAAGGUGUUGGAGUUUUCACGGACGGAGCCAAAAUCAAAACCAAAGAAGGAGUACCUGAAGCGCCCCCUAUAAUAAAGAAAGUUAAAGCUUUGAAUUCGACGUCUAUACAAAUAUGGUGGACGCCUCCGGAUCCACAGAAGAUAAACGGCAUAAACCAGGGCUACAAAAUCCAAUCGUGGCAGUGGCAUCCAACCAGAGGCAACAUCGAAACGAACAUGAUGACUGUACAUCCAAAUCUUCUAGAUCCAUAUGCCGAACAAACAGCUGUUAUGACUCAUCUCGAAAAGUUCAAAGCUUACAAUAUCACUGUACUUUGUUUUACUGAUCCUGGUGAUGGACAGAUGAGCGAGAUGCAUCACGUAAAAACCAAAGAAGACGUUCCAAAUGAAGUUUCCAACUUACAAUUCGACGAAAUCAGCGACAGAGCGGUCAAAGUGCUGUGGAAACCCCCUAAAAAGAUUAACGGUAUUCUAAAAGGUUACCAGCUAACAUACCAAAUAAAAGACGAACCUAGCACACUUCGCGUCAAAAAUUUGACAGCUGACACUUUGAGCAUAAAGGUCAAUGAUCUUCAAGCCACUACACAUUAUCGUUUUGAAGUAACAGCUUGGACGGCCGUUGGACCAGGUCCAUCUAAGAUAGCGAUCAUACAGUCCGGUGUGGAACCUGUACUGCCACAUCCGCCUUCUAAGCUAGCUUUGUCCAACAUCGAAGCGUUUUCUGUGGUAUUACAAUUUACUCCAGGUUUCGAUGGGAAUUCUUCGAUCACGAAAUGGACCGUAGAAGCCCAAACGUCAAGAAAUGCCUCUUGGUUUGUUGUCUAUGAAAUUUCUGAUCCGGAUGCGACUACCAUCGCUGUAACAGGUCUUGUACCUUUUACAGUUUAUAAAUUAAGACUGAUCGCGAAUAAUGUUGUCGGAGCUUCCAUACCAAGUGAGUCUACUAAGGAAUUUCAAACUAUUCAGGCCCCACCGGCAUUUCCUCCGAGAAAUGUCACAGUUAGAGCAAUGAGUGCCACAGAAUUGAGAGUUAGAUGGAUCCCUCUACAGCAAAUAGAAUGGUUUGGAAAUCCAAGAGGUUACAAUAUUACAUAUACGGAAAUUCGUACUGGGUUUGCUCACAGCUCCAAUAUCGAAGAUCAUACAGCAAAUUCACAUGUAAUUAUCGGAUUGGAGGAGUAUGCUUUGUAUGAAGUAAAGAUGCAAGCUUGCAAUGACGUAGGAUGUUCACCAUCAGGACCUACAGCUCUUGAAAGAACCAGAGAAGAUGUUCCUUCUUUUGGUCCCAUGAACGUAGAAGCUAAUGCCACAUCUUCGACAACCAUAGUGGUAAGAUGGGGUGACGUCCCGAAGGAACACCAAAAUGGUCUUAUAGAAGGCUUCAAAGUGUUUUAUGCUGCUGAAAAUAAGGCUCCCGUACAUCACAAACAAAUAGCGAGCAAUUCAACAUUUACUGCCACACUUACCGAACUGAAGAAAUUUGUGGUAUAUCACAUUCAAGUUCUGGCGUACACGAGGUUGGGAGAUGGUGAGCCCAGUGCACCUGCUGUUCGAGUUAGAACAUAUGAAGAUGUUCCGGGAGCUCCAUCAAACGUUUCCUUUCCAGACGUGUCGUUAAGUUCAGCUCGUAUAAUUUGGGACGUUCCUGAAGAACCGAACGGCGAAAUUGUAGCCUACAAAGUAACUUACCAUCUGGACAACGUAAAAACCAACAAUAAGUUCUCAAAGGAGUUUCCACCUUCUGAGAGAACUUUCAGAUUUACUCAGUUAGAGCCGGAGAAAUACUACUUGUUCUCGGUGACAGCUCAAACUAGACUCGGUUGGGGAAAGACGGCGCAUGCCUCGGUUUAUACGACAAAUAACCGAGAUAUACCACAACCUCCUUCUAUGCCACAGAUCAGUAAGAGCCAGAUCCAAAGCCAUCACAUCACUUUCAGUUGGACAUCAGGUCGGGAUGGUUUUGGCCCUCUCAGAUACUAUACUGUCCAGAAAAUGGAGAAUUUAGGCCCAUGGCAAUCGUUACCUGAAAGAGUUGAUCCUCAACUUAAUUCCUAUACAGUCUCUGGUUUAAAACCGUUUACAUUGUAUCGGUUUCGAAUAAGAGCAACGAACGAUAUCGGACCGAGUCAGUUCAGUCCAGAAUCGAUAGAAGUCCGCACUUAUCCAGCGGCUCCAAGCAAAGGAGUUAGUGGUUUAAAGGUAAUCCCCAUCACUACCACUAGCGUUGAGGUAUUCUGGGAAGCCAUAGAUGAGCAGUACUGGUGCGGUGAUAGUAAAAGUGGUGGGUACCGAGUUGUAUUUCAACCUGUCUCCGAUUUUCCAACUGCUCUUCAAGCAACGCCUAAAGAAGAAGUUAUGGGUAUCAAUGCUAACAAAAUGGUCCUCACCGAACUUCUUCAAGACAGAAACUACGAGAUCGUCGUCAUUCCAUUUAAUGCGCAAGGAGAAGGUCCUAUCAGUCCGCCGGUGACUGUGUAUGUGGGCGAGGCGGUACCAACUGGGGAACCACGAGGUCUUCAAGGAGAACCGGUGUCUUCUACCGAAGUUAGACUUAGGUGGAAACCACCACAACACCAGAUGCAGAAUGGAGAACUUCUAGGAUAUAAAAUAUUUUAUUUGGUCCUAAACUCACCGCAAAAAUUGGACGAAGGCAAAAAAUGGGAAGAAGAAAUAGAAGUGGUACCAGCAUCGACCACCACUCACAGCUUGGUAUUCCUCGACAAAUAUACCGAAUAUAAAAUUCAAGUAUUGGCGUUUAAUCCAGCUGGUGACGGGCCCAGAUCUCAACCGGUUCGAGUAAAAACGUUGCAAGAUUUGCCUAGUGCGCCGACGAAUUUGACUUUUUCCGAAAUUACGAUGAACAGUUUGACCGUGUCGUGGGAUCCACCUAGGAAGAGAAAUGGUGAUAUCGUUAGUUAUAUCGUUACAUAUGAAACCACUGAAGAAAAUGAACGUUUUAGCAAGCAGGUGAAGCAAAAAGUAACGACGACCUAUCUCCAAGUUCCUAGCUUGGAGGAAGAAGUAACAUACACGUUUAAAGUGAAAGCACAGACAAUCGAUUACGGUCCUCCUAUCGCGAGCAACGUCACUACCGGACCACAAGAAGGUUCGCCUAGUACACCGAAGGAACUUAGCUUGGUGAAAACUUUAACUAGUAUCGAGUUGAGGUGGUUCAAUGGAGCCACAGGCAAGGGGCCUAUAUUGGGGUACUACAUUGAAUCCCGGAAAAAAGACGACAUUAGGUGGCAAACAGUAGCAAAAACCACCAACGGUCCUCUACAAGAGUUCACCGUACUGUACCAGAGCCUGUUACCUUCGACUUCGUACAAAUUUAGGGUAAUCCCCUACAACAAAUUCGGAAUAAGCUACCCCGCAUAUUCCGAUGAAUCAGUCCUGACCCCUUCGAAGCUAUAUAUGGAAUACGGACUUCUGCAACUUACUCCGUUCUACAGACAGACCUGGUUCAUGGUCGCUUUGGCAGCUAUGUCCAUUAUCAUAAUCAUCAUGAUAAUAGCUAUAUUAUGUGUGAAAAGCAAAAGUUAUAAAUACAAACAAGAAGCUCAAAAAACCCUAGAAGAAUCCAUGGCGAUGUCGGUCGGCGAUCACCAGGACCUGGCGCUGGACUACUAUCGUUCCCGAAACGGUAACGCUAGCACCAACAGCCUGUCCAAUCUCAAUAAGAAGGGAACGUUGUCUCGGAAGCCCCCUUCCCAUCAGCCGCCGCCGGUGGUAGGUAAAUCUCCGCCGAGGCCGUCUCCGGCCUCUGUGCCCUACAACUCGGACGAAGAAAGCUUAAAGGGCUACGACGAGAACCCGGACGAUAGUAGCGUCACCGAGAAACCUUCCGAAAUGAGUUCCUCUGAUUCUCAAGGUUCAGAGAGUGAAAAUGAGAGCGUUCGAUCCGACCCCCACUCGUUCGUCAAUCACUACGCCAACGUCAACGACACCUUACGACAAUCGUGGAAACGUCAGAAACCCGUUCGGAACUAUUCGAGUUACACCGAUUCGGAACCCGAAGGCAGUGCCGUCGUCAGUCUCAACGGGGGGCAAAUCAUUAUGAACAACAUGGCGAGAUCGAGGGCGCCUCUACCGGGUUUCUCGUCGUUUGUAUAAUAUAAGGAAUUUAUUAAGAGUAAAAGCGUGUGUCAUAAUAAAGCGGUAGAUGAAAAUUUGAUGAUAUUUUUGUGUAAUUUGGAAACGACGACACGUUUGUAGGAUUUUGACGAAAUAGGAAUGUUUUGUCGAUUCUAUUUGAGAUAGAAUCAAAACGUUUACAUAGUCCUAAUAGUAUUCUUUAUUUUUAUGAAAUUAAUUUGAUAUCUAAACAUUUUGUUGUUAAAAAAAAGUUUUUGGUUGAUUUAAAAAAUUUUCAUUCAUUAGUAAUGCUCUUACUAUGCUUUGUUACCUAUGGUAGGUAUAUACAGAUAUGUAUAUUUUUCUUUUCUAAUAUAAGACGAAUCAAAAGUAGUUUUAAAUAACGACAGACUGAUUCUGUAGUUCAAAUUAUACAAAUGUGUCGUGGUAAGUCUGUACGAUUUGAUACAUUUUGACAACUCUACUUAUA